This is a messenger RNA of Pseudozyma hubeiensis SY62, 8472 nucleotides long. RefSeq lists its product as hypothetical. The record is from RefSeq and is a predicted model, not a curated record. Gene Ontology annotation, cellular component: endosome membrane; fungal-type vacuole membrane. Bases 1 to 8472 code for a protein of 2823 amino acids. The transcript has a single exon. Gene Ontology annotation, molecular function: metal ion binding; ATP binding; 1-phosphatidylinositol-3-phosphate 5-kinase activity. NCBI's taxonomy places the organism in Eukaryota, Fungi, Basidiomycota, Ustilaginomycetes, Ustilaginales, Ustilaginaceae. Gene Ontology annotation, biological process: phosphatidylinositol phosphate biosynthetic process.
AUGUCAAGCGCCCUGAACGAUGAGGGGUUCACCUCCUUCGGAUUCCUCGACGAUACACAGGACGCUCAGGAAUCGUCUUUUGCCCUCGGCGGCCUUUUCAAUCGCGUCAAGUCAGCUUUCGCAGGCGGUGUCGCUGCCGACACUGACUCUUCACACGCAGGCGCCAAUGACGACACACACACAUCAUCAGCCUCCCGGCACAGCUCAAGGUCUUCUUCUGCCCGAUUCGACGUCCCUCAGACUUAUCCAUCACCCGCCUUCGCCUCGUCACAGCACACACCAUCACUGUCCAACCAUUCAUCUUCAUACGCAGGCGUGGGGCCAAGUCGGCUCGCCUCCAUGCCGCAGUACAGAAAAGCUUCCAUGGCACGUCCAUCACGAGGCUUAAGCAACAUCGAAGAGUAUCCCGAGAGCUAUCAGGCCGUACAGCGUGCCAUCUCUCCUCUCAGCCAGAGCGGCGCACAAGCUGGUCCUUCGAGGUCUCGCGACGAUACUUCGAGGACAGGUCGAGCUCUCGACGCCUCGGGAGCUCACCCAGCCCGCUCCGUCCCCGGCGGCGGCAUCCAGCCGUCUCACAGCUCCUCGUCAAUCUCCACCAACCGCUCGAUAUCGGGUACCACGAGCAGAGCCAGGUCUUCCUCUUCACGUGCGCCGCCUCUCAAGCUCCGUACCGCAGCUCCUGCACCCGCCAUCACCUUCACGUCUCCCGCUACAGCCGUUCACGCUGGCUCUCACAUCGCCAGCGUUGCCGGUAGCUACACCGACGACCGCGAGUCUGUCAUCGCCGACGAUGGCGACAUGGACCCCGACUCGUCGCGCGACACCCUAUAUCUGCUCCGCAGCGGAUUCGACGGCGGUAUCGACCGCUCGCAUCUAGCCAAACACGGCUGGUCCGCUAUCCCCGGUUUCCCCCUUCCCAAAGACAUCCUUGCCGACGAUGCCAAAUCAAUUCUCAGCAGCUCCACUCGGCUCCACAGGACCGACACUCUCGAAGAGCAUGUCAUGAAUCGUUCGGCAGCACAGAUCGGCCUUCAGACCAGCGCAGACGCCAUCGAUCGCCGCAUGAGGGGCGAAGGCCUCAGUCGUAAGUUCUGGAUGGCCGACGAAAAUGCCAAAGAGUGCCGCGAGUGUCUCUCCGUCUUCACCCCCUUCCGCCGCAAGCAUCAUUGCCGCAUAUGCGGCCAGAUCUUCUGCGGCCGAUGCGCAGCGCACAUCAUCAAGGGCAAGCGCUUCGACUUCAAGGGUAUGAUCCGCGUCUGCAACUUUUGCAAACGCACGCUCGACGACUACGAUCGACACGAACGUCAAAAUCGGCACCAGCAGAAGCUCAAUGUACUUUCGCAACGUGCCAGCCUAAACCCGAACCGUAUACAGCCAGACAAGGACAUGAUUUCAGCACCUUUGGAGGCGCAGAUCAAGAGCCCGCAAGCACAAUUUGCCGCCAAUCAUCUGUUCGCCAGCGCCACUGCAGGCCACUCCGCAAUCAGUGCGGGCAUCCGCUCGAGUCAGUCAAUUCCCCUCGCCCUCACAGAUGUGGGCUCAGCAGCAGCAGGAAUACAUGGUGACCUGAACGGCGACGAUGCGACAGAUCGCGGACGCAAGAAGAGGGUAGAUGCAGCGCCUGUCGCACCUUUCCGUAAGGGUGCCGACGAUGAAGAGCUUGCUCCGGUACAUCCUGACCCUGAAGAGGACGACCCGCCUGCAUCGCAACUUGAUGCUACUCCGUCAACCUCUCGGCAGACGUCGGACAUCCACCCUUCAAAGCCGAUAGCGCCAUCGACAAGUUCACCAGCCACUGAGGGAAGACGAGCAUCUGACAAAGCCAAAGAGACGAUGGCGGCCGUCGCGUUUCCUUCCACCAACGGGGAUGGUCAUGAGACACCUUCGGCAAUCCAGUCCACCUCCGACUAUCCGCGUCUGCGUCUAGUCAGCGAGACGUCGCGACCCGCUGUACGGUCACGCAUGCGUUCGCUCCGCACGAUUGCAUCGCUUGACCCUUCGCAGGCUACUGCACUCAUCCGUUCCCAUUUCCACGGCAACGGUCGCACCGAGUCCACCAUUCCGCCCUUGAUGCAGCCUCAGCCGGACGAGAACGACUACGCCGCCAACGAAUACGACGAGACACCCGACAUCUACCGCGAGCUUCGCAUCUGCGCCGACGGCAUCACUCCAGCGCUCUUGGAGGCUUCCAUCACGCACCGCGCCCUCGAUCAUCUGCGAAAGAUGAUGGAACAGACGCUGCUCCAAGCUGGCAUCCACAACGUCCGUAAGUGGUGUGACGUGCUCUUGCCAUUCGUCCUUACUACCAUUUCGCGCGUCAAACCCGAUGCUCGCGAGGAUCAGAGCCGCGACAUUCGCCAGUUCGUCAAGAUCAAGCGCAUCCCCGGUGGCAAGCCCGACGAUUCCGAGUACGUAGACGGAUACGUCUGCACCAAGCACGUUGCGACCAGGCGCAUGGCUGCUUUGGUCCCACUCACCAACGCUCGCAUCAUCGUGAUACGCUUUCCACUUGACUACCACCGUGGACCAGACCAAUUCAUGUCACUCGAGCCCCUCAUGGCACAAGAGCAUGAAUUCAUCCGCAUCCUCGUCGCGCGCAUCGUCGCACUCCGGCCCCAGAUUGUCGUGGUAGAAAAAAGUGUCUCGCGUACGGCUCUCGAGUUGCUCGAGAGGGAAGGUAUCGUCGUCGUAUGGAGCGUCAAGGCCGAAGCGAUUCGAGCUAUCAGUCGAUGUACACAGGCCGACAUCAUCACCUCGAUCGAUCGACUUGCUCUCGAUCCGCGCAUCGGUCGGUGCCGCUACUUCAACGUCGAGACAUUCCAGCAUGCCUCACGGCCAGAGUGGAGGAAGAGCUUCAUGCGCUUCGAAGGCACGCCCAAGCAACUCGGCUGCACUAUCGUUCUGCGUGGAGCCGAUGGCGUCAAGCUCAGUCGCGUCAAAAAGAUCUUGACGUUGAUGAUCUUCGUUGCGUACAACUUGCGUCUCGAAGGCCACGUCAUGGCGGACGAGGGCGCGGCCAUGGAGACAAUCUAUUCGGACAGCAGCCUGCUCAACGGCUCGCGCCCUUGCGGCACUGUGGAAGCUGGAACGCUCGACAGCGCCACUGACGAGUUGAAGCGACUAAAAGAUGGCAGUUAUCUCGAUUUGAGCGAUGAGCCCUCGUGCCAGGUUGGCCGUAUCAAGGAUGACAAGUCCUUUGUGCUUCAAUCGCGUGCUCGAAUUCUGCGAGCCCUCAGUAUCUAUGAGACGACGCUCAUCACCUCGUCCGUCUGCAUCCACAUCCCAGCUCCGUACACCAUUCUGCAGCUGAAGCGCGUCAGUGACCGACUCAUGGAACUGCUUGCCAACCAAGAAGCUGACGAACUGCAGAGGAUCUUGAAGGAUGAAGGCAAGCUGCAGGACCAGCCUGCUUCUCGACCAACCUCGAUCGUGGAGCUGCCAGACGGCCACGAUGAAGAAGUGAAGGAGGACACUCCCACGCCCACAGUGCGACCACGCGCGGCAUCGCUCAAGGAAGGCGCGGCUGGCGACGACGCACUUCCCGUCGAGUCACGUUCCACCGGCGACGUUACACCCGUCUACGAGACGCCGAGCACGCGGACUCAUGACACGAUCGUUGAAGAAGGCGAGGAUAGCAGUUCAGACGCAGGUCUAUCGUCUCGCGUGGAGACGCCGCAACCAGGCCCGACUCCUGCUCUUUCGGAAGGUCAAGGCUCGCAGGCAUUCGCCGAAAAGCAGGAUGAGCCUGGCCCUGCCCCUCCCCUGCGCCGGGAAGGGAGCGAUGCUACUGUCAUAAUUGAGACUGCCAGUCCUUUUGCGAGCGGGCCAAACACGACCACGCCAACGCCCCGACCGUCGUCACCCGCUCAGACAAGGGCCAAGGAGCCGGGUCAUGCUCUGGCCUUGGCGUCUGAGCUGCGGAACAAUGUUGCAUCAGCCGACGUUUCGAUGAGCAGAUCUGUCUCUGCUCCCGUCUCGGAAGUGCCUACUCGGACCACAACACCCGGGCCCGAUUCGAACCUCACGCAUGCAAGCCAAGGCUCUACGUCGACCAUUGCUCCAAGCUCUGCAUCCUUGCUCAACACGAUCAAGCAGGAGUCUCUGCCCGUCUUCGACCUCUUUUCGCUUCUCAAAGCGCCGUCUCAGAUCGCCAAGGAGUCCGAAUUUGCAAUCACGGUUGACAGGCAUCGUGCUUCCUUGACGGAAUGGGGAGGCUACCUCGACAUCCACGCAGACGCUGUUUCGCCGUUCAACCACAAGCGCAUCCAGAUCAUUGUGACUCGCCACUGCACCCUGACGCCGCGACCCUGCGAAGGCCCGAGUCUUGCUUCGAUCGAGUUCUACGGCGAGCACGACGAAACGCUCGGCGAGCAUAUCGAGCGUCUUGCCGCUAGCAGCGCCAGCGCCAAAGGCUGUGCCACCAAAGGUUGUGGCAAGAACAACGUGCUGCACUACAAUACCUUCGUCCACAACCAGAUUCGCAUCCAGGUGGUGCUCGAACGAUUCGUAUGCCCGCUUCCGAACGAGGAGAAUCGGCUCCUCAGCUGGAGCUACUGCAAGGUGUGCGAGAACGCGACGCCUGUGGCGCUCGUCACCCCGGAGACGUGGAGCUUCAGCUUCGCAAAGUAUCUUGAGCUGUACUUCUACCGCCACGACCACUGCAAGACGCAGCUAUGCGAGCACGACUUCUACCGAGACCAGGUGCGCUACUUUGCCUAUCAGAACAUGGCGGUGCGCUUCCAUUCGGAAGAAAUUGACAAUCUCUUUGAGGUAGCCAUGCCUCACUUCAAGCUCUUCAUCAACCCGGAAGUGCAGUGCAACAUCAAGAAUGAAGAAACCGCUGCGUUCGUGCGCAAGAGCCAGGCUUAUUGGGAUAGCGUCAUGUCACGGAUCCGAGCUCUCGGUAACGAUGCCUGCUCCGACACCGCCGGCAUCAAUCGCGAGAAGAAUCGCGCCGUCAUUUCCGAGAUGAUACGAAGAUGCGAGGUCGAUCGCCGUGAGGUCGAGGCGCUGGUGGCUGAAUUGUACGAGUUCAGCCCAGCUACGGACGUGCUGUGCCUCAACCAAGCGCGACGGAUGCUGCAGGAGAAGGUAGUUAAGUGGGACAUUGACUUUAUCGAAUUCGAGAAGAACUGCAUACCGUCCGAAAAGGACAUCCGCCGCAUCACCACUACCCAUCUCAAACGGCUCUUCUCCGAGAAGGAUCCAUCCGACGCCACGCGCUCAGACACGACCUCGAGCAUCCUGCCGCCUGCUGCCGAGAUCGACGAGAGCUCGACGGAUGCGGCCGAGGGAAAACCGAAAGGUCGCGAGUCGGAGCAUUCGACUUCAGCGGGUGAAAAGGCUCUCAGCAGCAGAAGCGCGUCAACCAUGGACAUCCUCUCUUUGGCCGGUGCCGACCUCUCGGUGGUGCCGAUGCUUUCCGAUCUCGUCACUCAUACGGUCCAGACUCCGCUGAGCGAGGUGCCGCCGAGCAUCGCUCCCGCGACUGCUGCAGGUGCUCCCAAGGAGACAAGCACAGGUAACGCUGGCAAAGCUUCUGGGGCCAUGCCUCGCUCGAAGACCGCUUCCGGCCAGCUUAACAAGGUCGGUCGCGCAGACACCUCAAGAUACCGCGAUGGCAACUUCGAUGACGAGACGGAUGCCGCAGAUCUUUCGCCGGUCGAAGUACGACCCAUGAUCAGUCGACGUGCCAUGUCCAAUCCUGUCACCGCGCCGGCAUCGCCCACCUACAGCAAAUCGCGGAGCGCGUUCGAGUCGGUUGAAUUCCCUCGUGCGGACGAGAGCUCAUGCACAGAGAACGAGCUGGCACGCUCGAUACCGGGUCUCAUCAGGCGGUUUGACAAUCCCAGACGGUACACCGCGGGGACACCUCCCGUCGGAGCAGCCGCAGGCAACGGUGCGUCAGGCGGUACCGACCUUGCUCUGCUUCGUGCCGAGGACCACGGCUCGGUUCGUCGUCCAAGUUUGCGCCGCGGCAAAACUGAGGAGGUGGUAUCUGUCCGUAGCAAGGACUCGUCAAAGGCUCGGAUCUCUUCCUCCACGUACGAACAGGGCGCAGACUCGAACGCCAACUCGCCAGUGACGACCCCUGGAGUCGGCGGUCGCUCGAGUCGGCUGCCCAGAGUCAAGCGCAACGACAGCUCUACCUCGACUGCCACUAUUGGACGUCGAAGCGGGUCUGCGACGCCAAACAACGGCGCUCCUCCUCCUCCUCCGCCUUCCAGCUACCGACCACCGAAAGGCGAAGGGCUCAAAGCAGGCCCGCGACCCAUCAUUGGGAGGUCCGGUGCAUCCGCCGCGGCAGCGUUAGGUUCUGUAGCUGCGUCCAGAUCCGCAGCAAUGGUCACCUCAGGCAACCGAAGCCAGAGCGGUACAUAUCAGUCCGACGGUGGCAGCAGUCGGAACGCUGGAGCUGCGCUCGGAAGCCGCGUACCCAUUGCACGGAGGAGCGAGCACGGCCCUGGGACAAAGAGCCGUGUGUCGACGAUCGCCAAGCACUUUGAUCGCAUCAGCAAGGAGGCCGAGCGGGAACGCGAGCGACAGCAUCGUCUUUUGCUGGCGCAACGGGCGAAACGAGCCAGACCUGUGGCAAUGACGCGAGCGAGAGUAGAGGUGUUCAGCAGCGUGCGAGAAGCGGUGCGAGAUGAUGAGAGCGAGCCGGAUUCUGCUGCAGAGACAAGCAACGACGAGGGCGCAUCUGCUGCCGACGAUGAGAGCGAGGAUGACGACGACGAAGACUCGGACGAGGACCUGCCGGUGGGGCCAACAAGCUUUGAGGCCAAGCAUGGCGUGCCGGUGCCAGCUGGUCGCAGAUCGCAAGGCCAAGGGAACGGAAAGCAUCGAAAAACGAAUCCCCUCGAGCUUGAUGAGCAGCAGUCGGGACGCGCCAAUGCGAUCAAGAAAUCCGGUACAGAGCAAGCUGCUACGGAGCUCGAUCGAGACAUCACAAAAGACUCGACGGUCAAAGGCCGACCCAGUUCUUCAACAGUCGAGGCUGGCGAUGACGUUGAUCUGUCCGCAUCAGCGACUACCACGGCGUUGGCAGCUGCGACUACAUCCUCUUCGCAAGCAGACGACGCUUGCACCAUUGCGAGUGAAGCGACAGGUCGGACAGCCAAUCGAUCGCCACCGGCGCAAGCAAGCGAGCUCGAAUCGGAUGCGCAGUCGAUUGCCGCAUCAUCGGUGGCGACCACGAGCAACAACACGCAGCUGACGUUGCCUUCGUAUCUGCGCAGCGGCUUCACGUCUGAUUCCGAUUCGAUGCCGAGUCUGGAGAGGAGCUUCCUGAAGACCUUAUCGGGCUUCUGGGCCUUCCGCACAGGCGAAAUGGUGCCGUUGGAGUACCCGAUGCUCAACUCGGAGCACGUGUUCGCCGACUCGGACAUCAUCUUCCGCGAGGACGAGCCGACAUCGAUCGUCGCCUUCACGCUGAGCUCGCUGCAGUACAAGGAACGGCUCAAGGGAAUGCGGAACGAAGUACCACGCCCCAAGGAGAAAGCAGAGGCGUUGAUGCCCAGCAGUGCGAGCAUCGCUGGCUCUGUGGAUGACCGAAGCGUGGUCGACUUGGACAUCAACGAGCUAGAGAGUACGCUCAAGAAGGAAGGACGACACUUCCGCUGCGAAUUCGAGUCGGGAUCUACGCGGCUGUGGUGCAAGAUCCUGUUUGCCGAGCAAUUCGAUGCGCUACGACGGACGUGUGGUUGCGAUGUGUCGGUGGUCGAGUCGCUUUCCCGAUGCUUCAAGUGGGACUCUUCGGGCGGCAAGUCUGGCUCUGCUUUCCUCAAGACGCGGGACAAUCGAUUGGUGGUCAAGCAGCUCUCGCGUUUCGAGAUGGAUGCCUUCUCCAAGUUUGCACCGCAGUACUUUGCCUACAUGUCGCAAUGCAUAUCGCGUGGCCGUAGGACGGCGCUCGCCAAGAUUUUCGGCUGCUUCCGGAUCGGAUUCCGCAACCCGCAGACGGGCAAGAGCAUCAAGCUCGACUGCUUUGUCAUGGAAAAUCUGUUCUACGGCGUCGAGGGCAUCCGAUCGUACGAUCUCAAGGGGAGCACGCGCAACCGAUACGUGCAAGAGACGGGCAAAGAGAACGAAGUGCUGCUCGACGAGAACCUGAUCGAGACCAACCACCUCAACCCGAUCUUCAUCCGCGAACACUCGAAGAAGCUGUUGCGCGCCAGUCUGUACAACGACUCGCUGUUCUUGGCCGACAUGAACGUGAUGGACUAUUCGCUGAUGGUGGGCGUCGAUCGACAGACCAAGCAGCUGGUGGUGGGCAUCAUCGACUUUGUGAGGACGUACACGUGGGACAAGAGGGUGGAGAGUUUCGUCAAGGAAACGGCGCUUCUGGGCGGUGCGGGCAAGGGUGAGCCGACAAUCAUCACACCGCCAGAUUACAGGACGAGGUUUCUGACGUUUAUAGACAAGGCGCUGCUGUUGAUGCCUGAUCACUGGGUGGAAGAUUGGGCGCUUUGA